Messenger RNA from Microthlaspi erraticum, 354 nucleotides. The record is from the annotation of a GenBank genome assembly. NCBI's taxonomy places the organism in Eukaryota, Viridiplantae, Streptophyta, Magnoliopsida, Brassicales, Brassicaceae.
AUGACUAAUAUUAUAAUCUUCUUUCUUCUCCUCUCUCUUGUCCUCGUUCCUCUCUACGCAUAUGCGGCACCACCGUGUGUCGGCUGUAUGACUCCCGUCCCCACUCUUUUUGACCCUCACGUCGCAGAUGUCGGCAAAUUCGCCGUCUCUCAGCACAACAAGGAGACCAAAUCGAGUUUAAAGUUUGUGAAGGUUGUUAGCGGCGAGUAUCAAGUAGUCGAGGGCGUGAAAUACCAGCUUGUGAUAUUAGCAACUGACGACGGCGAAAACAAUAACUACCAAGCAAUUGUAUUUGAGACGCGGGUGGGGCCGAGAUCAAUGACUCUCAUUUCUUUCAAGAAACUUUUAAUGUAA